AUGUCCACCAACACCACCUUCGGCGCCACCAUUGUGCCCAAUCCUCACACAGCGGACCGCGAACGCAUUCACGCCCCAAGCACUCUCCUCGACUCGCCUGCKCUCACGCCUGCCGCUUCCCACGACGACAUGGUCGACUAUCUCGGCGAAAAGCCCAUUCCACCGCACUCGCCCUUUUACACACACCCACCCUCGUCCAACGAAGUCGUUCGCAUGACCAAGAGCGCCGCCACAUCGCGGACACACCUGGAGAAAGAUCUCGAAAAUGGCCCGGACACGCCUCUCUCACAUACCGACGGCUUCGGCCCCUUCUCCAAGAAUCUCGCCGUGCAGAGCCAGACAGAAUGCACCAUGUGGCCUUCGAAGCAGACAUUGAAGCAGCAACAGCAGGCCAACAAACUGGGCAAACGCAACAAGCGGGCGUGUGCCCCCGUCCUGAACACGUGGAGCGGCUUCACCAAACGCCAACGCCUCUUCAUCAAAAUCGCCAUUGCACUGUUUGUGCUCGGUGCUGCCGUCGGGUUGGGUGUCGGUAUCAGUGUGGCGGUCAAGGGUGCAUACUUUACUGGCGAUGGAAAGUCGCAACAGGUGGGCGUCAUUCCCGACCAAGAUUGA
This is a messenger RNA of Ramularia collo-cygni, 615 nucleotides long. RefSeq lists its product as uncharacterized. The record is from RefSeq and is a predicted model, not a curated record. Lineage: Eukaryota; Fungi; Ascomycota; Dothideomycetes; Mycosphaerellales; Mycosphaerellaceae. The transcript has a single exon. The coding region runs from base 1 to 615 and encodes 204 amino acids.